Messenger RNA from Bombina bombina (fire-bellied toad), 1457 nucleotides. RefSeq names its product gastrula zinc finger protein XlCGF17.1. Bases 171 to 1439 code for a protein of 422 amino acids. Gene Ontology annotation, molecular function: RNA polymerase II cis-regulatory region sequence-specific DNA binding; DNA-binding transcription factor activity, RNA polymerase II-specific. Lineage: Eukaryota; Metazoa; Chordata; Amphibia; Anura; Bombinatoridae. The transcript has 7 exons. Gene Ontology annotation, biological process: regulation of transcription by RNA polymerase II; central nervous system development. The record is from RefSeq and is a predicted model, not a curated record. Gene Ontology annotation, cellular component: nucleus.
GUCCUUCUGCUGGAAGGGAAGAAGCUGCUACAUUAUGCAUAAUAUAAUCAACAUGGAUGAUUCACGUAGGCUCCUGAUACUAUGAAGAUCACAUACAAUACACAUCACUGUGUUUGUCAGUAAAGGCGAAACAUAAGAAUAUCUGACAACUUCAGUUGCUGAACAAGACAAUGUCUGACAAGACCAAGAACCAAACCUCAGACCUUCCUAAUGCACAUGGAGGGCGUCUAGAGGAAAACCCGGGCACUGGGCUAAUAAAUGUGAAGGAAGAGGUUGAGACAUAUGACAUGAAUAGUCAUCAGACUGAAAUACGUUGGUCCCUCCCUGCCGACGCUGAUAUAUUGAAAGUUGUGAUAACAGAAGAUCUGUUUGCGUGGCGUCAGGUGGAAGCCCCGGAUGAGGAAACCAGUGACAGUAUCAGCCCAGAUGAAGAUAACGCUGAUAUAGUGAAAGUUGAGAUAACAGAAGAUCUGUAUACGUGUGAUCAGGUGAAGACUGAGGAAAAUAAAGUUACAGUAAAUACGGCUACAGGUUAUUCAAGUGUGAAACCUUCAUUUUUUACAACGAUUGAGCAGAUUGAUGAGCCAUAUGUGAACAGUUUUCCAUUUGCCAAAGGUAGAUUCAGAGAUUGUGAUCAUCCUAGUGAUGGCCAGAGUGCAGAUGUUUCUUUUAAUCGUUUACAAAAUGAAAGCAAUCAUGUGGAAAAUGUAUGUUUUACCCAGAAAACAAGUCUCAUUGCACAACAGACAAUUCAUACAGACAACAAAGGAUUUUCAUGUUCUGACUGUGGGAAAUCUUUUACUCAGAAAUCAUAUCUAAUUACUCAUCAGAAGAUUCAUACAGGAGAGAAAGCAUUUUCAUGUUCUGACUGUGGGAAAUGUUUUACACAGAAAUCAAAUCUUGUUACUCAUCAAAAAAUCCAUACAGGAGAGAAAGCAUUUUCCUGCCCUCAGUGUGGAAAAUGUUUUCCUCUGAAAUCACAUCUUAUUGUACAUCAGACAAUUCAUACGGGAGAGAAACCAUUUUCAUGCUCUGUGUGUGGGAAAUGUUUUACUCAAAAAUCAAAUGUUAUUACUCAUCAGAAAACUCAUACAGGACAAAAAAAAAUUGCAUGUUCAGAGUGUGGGAAAUGCUUUACUCGACGAUCACAUCUUAUUAGACAUCAUGCAAGUCAUACAGGAGAUAAGCCAUUUUCAUGUUUGGAAUGUAGGAAAUGUUUUAGUCGCAAAUCACAUCUUAUUACUCAUCAGAAAAUCCAUACAGGAGAGAAAGCAUUUUCAUGUACUGAAUGUGGGAAAUGUUUUAUUCAGAAAUCGCAUCUUAUAACUCAUCAGAAAAUUCAUUCAGGAGAGAAAGAAUUUUCAUGUUCUAAAUGUGAAAAAUGUUUUACUCGGAAAACUAAUCUUAUUAUUCAUCAGAAAAUUCAUACAGAAAAUUAAUAAAUUUGAUGUACAGAA